ACACUGCACUAUUGACAAUCCAAGUUUUCAAGCUUUGGGAGAGAAUAAUUUUGGGCGAGAUAACAUCCGUCUACGUGUGAGGAAAGAAGUGAAUCUUGUGAUUAAGCGAGCUAUCGAGUUUGGUCGUGGCACAAACAAUCCUUGCCAUUUUGCAAAAUGAUACAACAGGAAGCAGUAGUCCUAAAGAACGCCGUGAAAUAUUAUGGAGCAGACAAGCUGGUGUUCACCGGCCUGAAUAUGACAGUAUCUAAAGGCUCCAUAUAUGGAUUGCUGGGUCCCUCCGGAUGCGGCAAAACCACGUUGUUGUCAUGCAUUGUGGGAGUUCGACGUCUCAACAGCGAUGAGAUUUGGGUUCUGGGUGGAAAUCCAGGUAGCAAGGGUUCCGGAAUACCCGGACCCCUGGGUUACAUGCCGCAACAGAUCUCCUUGGUCGAAGAGUUUACUACGAGCGAUGCCCUCUACUACUUCGGCAGAAUCAAUGGGCUCGAAAACGAAGAGAUUGACACAAGACAGAGGUUUCUCUCGGAAUUGCUCCAGCCCCCGGCAAAUCGUCUGGUAAGAAAUAUGAGUGGCGGCCGGCGAAGGAGAGUUUCAUUUGCUGCCAUUUUGAUCCACAAGCCCGAACUUUUGAUUUUGGACGAACCCACUGUGGGGCUGGAUCCAAUUCUAAGGCAGAACAUUUGGGACUACAUGAUAAGGCUCACGCAAGAGGAGAGCAUUACGAUAUUAAUGACAACGCACUAUAUCGAGGAAGCUAAGGAUUCCGAUAAAAUCGAUUUGAUAAGAUGUGGUCAAUUGUUGACGGAAUUAUCACCAGAUCAAUUAUUAGACAAAUUUCAAUGCUCAUCUUUGGAGGAGGCUUUCUUGACAUUGAGUCGGACACAAGAAAAUAUGGCAGUUACGAGUAUCACUGAGACUUAUAGAUCCAUAGUAGAAAAUACUAAAAGCGAUGUUUUGUAUCAAGAUAAAUGUAGACGAACAAAGCUUGUUAAAAAUAAAGCGGCAUAUAAAGCGAAUGCGAAAUAUAAGGUUUCGCGAUCGAAAAAAUUCAACGCUUUAAUGAGAAAAAAUAUAAUUCAAUUUUUACGUUAUUACUCGUAA
Linepithema humile (Argentine ant) is the source of this 1101-nucleotide messenger RNA. NCBI's taxonomy places the organism in Eukaryota, Metazoa, Arthropoda, Insecta, Hymenoptera, Formicidae. The record is from RefSeq and is a predicted model, not a curated record.